Messenger RNA from Lodderomyces theae, 6534 nucleotides. RefSeq names its product rRNA-processing protein (gene UTP21). The record is from RefSeq and is a predicted model, not a curated record. Gene Ontology annotation, biological process: intracellular protein transport; vesicle-mediated transport; rRNA processing. Lineage: Eukaryota; Fungi; Ascomycota; Pichiomycetes; Serinales; Debaryomycetaceae. Gene Ontology annotation, cellular component: small-subunit processome; Pwp2p-containing subcomplex of 90S preribosome. The coding region runs from base 1 to 6534 and encodes 2177 amino acids. The transcript is spliced from 3 exons. Gene Ontology annotation, molecular function: protein binding; metal ion binding.
AUGGUUGAAUUGCUCGACAAAAAGAGGAGAAUCGAAAGCUCUGUACCCUCAAAGAACACCGCAAGACCUUCGAGGAUAUUCAGUCCGUUUAGAGUUUUGGGAAAUGUUACGGACUCGACCCCGUUUGCGAUAGGUACCUUGGGAUCGACAUUCUAUGCCGUCACAUCAACAGGAAGAACUUUUCAAGUAUACGACUUAGCAACACUUCACUUGUUAUUUGUGUCUCAGAAACAAAGCAAGUCCAAGAUCACUUGCUUUGCAACCCACCAUCACUAUAUUUUUGCCGCUUGUGGCAAUGAGAUUGGAAUUUACAGGCGUGGAAGAUUGGAGGCAACAUUGCCUUGCGACACCAAGGGGGUGAUUACUCACUUAUGCUACUUUGGAGAAUAUCUUGUUGCAGGUAGCUCGGAGGGUGAAAUUUUUGUUUUCAAAAAGUCACAAGAGUCCAAGUACCCAACCGAUUUGUAUUCAGUCAUGAAGACUGUUAAUACCAGCGUCGAUGGAGACAUUGUCGGAAUUGUACACCCACCUACGUAUUUAAACAAGAUUGCCGUUGCAACUACUACUUCAAUCUUGAUCGUCAAUGUUCGCCUGGGCAAGCUUUUGUUCAAAUCGCCACAGCAUCAAUUCGGUGAGGAAAGUAUAUCCUGUAUUGAGUGUGCGCCUGCACUUGACAUCGCAGCUAUAGGUACAGCCACCGGUGAUGUCUUUAUUUACAAUUUGAGAAAAGGGACAACUUUGGGAGAUAAGAUUGUGACAUCCGGGUCAGACUCGUCGUCCAGGGUAACCUCAAUAUCAUUCAGAACAGAUGGUCAGCUGCAUUUGGUGGCCGCUUUGAAUAAUGGUGACUUGUACUUUCAUGAUUUGGAUAAAAACAGUCGUGUACAUAUUUUAAGAAACGCCCACAAGGAAUCAUUUGGUGGUGUGGCAAGGGCCCAAUUUUUAAAUGGACAGCCUAUUGUUUUAACCAAUGGUGGUGACAACCACUUGAAGGAGUUUGUUUUUGACCCAAGCCUCACCACAACAAACUCUUCCAUCAUCACACCCCCGCGUCACUUGAGAUCGAGAGGCGGUCAUUCGGCACCCCCGGUUGCCAUAACAUUUCCUGACGAAGACAAGACCCAUUUUCUAUUGAGUGCUUCUAGAGAUCGGUCAUUUUGGAGUUUUUCAUUGAGAAAAGAUGCACAAGCACAAGAGUUUUCGCAGAGAAUGCACAAGUCAAAAGAUGGCAAGAGACAAGCAGGUGUUGUAUCUUCCUUGAAGGACAAGUUUCCUGAAAUCAUUGCAAUUUCUUCGUCGGAGGCAAGAACUGGUGAUUGGGAAAACAUCAUGACCGCACACAAGGACGAACCAUUUGCUAGAACAUGGGAUUCCUCCACAAAGAGAGUUGGAAAGAAUGUCUUGAACACUGUUGACCAAGGCUCUUGUAAGUCUGUAUGUAUUUCGCAAUGUGGAAAUUUCGGUCUUGUUGGUUCUUCCUUGGGAGGUAUUGGUGUCUACAAUUUACAAUCGGGAUUAUUGAGGAAAAAAUACAUGUUGCAUAAGCAAGCAGUAACUGGUUUAGCCAUUGAUGGUAUGAACAGAAAAAUGGUGAGCACAGGGUUAGACGGGGUUGUUGGGUUUUACGACUUUGGAAAAUCAAAAUAUUUGGGAAAACUACAAUUGGAUGCACCAAUUACGGCUAUGGUGUAUCACAAACAAUCUGAUUUGAUUGCAUGUACAUUGGAUGAUUUGUCGAUUGUAGUGGUUGACGUUACUACUCAAAGGGUUGUCAGAGUACUCUUUGGACAUUCAAAUCGUAUUUCUGGUUUGGACUUUUCUCCAGACGGAAGGUGGAUUGUUUCUGUUGGGCUAGAUUCCACAAUGAGAACAUGGGACUUACCAACAGGUGGAUGUAUUGACGGAGUUGUGUUGCCGGUAGUUGCUACAUCCGUUAAGUUUUCUCCUAUUGGUGACUUGAUUGCGACUACCCACGUGUCCGGUAAUGGUAUUUCGUUGUGGACUAACCGUGCUCAAUUUAAGCCGGUUUCUACAAGGCACAUUGAAGAAGAGGAAUUCUCGACUAUUUUGUUGCCCAAUGCAGCUGGUGAUGGUGGAUCAACCGUGUUAGAUGGUGCUUUGGACGAGGAACCGGAUCAAGAGGACUUGGCAAUAGGAAAGUACGAAUCCAAGAGUCAAAUAAACGACAACUUGAUAACUUUGUCUUUGGGACCGAGAACAAAGUUCUCUACAUUGCUACACUUGGACACCAUCAAGAAAAACAACAAGCCUAGAGAAGCAAUCAAAAAACCAGAAAAGGCUCCGUUCUUCUUGAGCUUAAGUGGUGAGGCUGUGGGAGAUAGGGCAUCAGUUGCUGAAGGCGUGCAACAAGAACAAGUGCAAGACAAUUCUGAAGAAGGCAGCAGGUUGGUAUCUUUGAAAAACGUGAAUGGACACUCUUUCGAAAGUGAAUUUACGAAAUUGUUGAGAUCUUCAGCCGAGGGAAAUAAUUACGGUCAAUUUUUAGAGUAUCUCGUUGGCUUGCCUCCUUCGAGUUUGGAUCUUGAAAUAAGGUCCUUGAAUUCACAACCACCUUAUGAAGAGAUGACAAACUUUGUUACAGCUUUGAUUGUUGGUUUGAAAAGUAAAAAAGAUUUCGAACUCAUUGAGACCAUUUUCUCGUUAUAUUUGAAGGUUCAUGGAGAUGUUAUUCACCAAACUGAAGAGUCCUCCGAAUUGUGUGCUGCCUUAAACGAGUACUCUCAGAUUGGCAAAGAGAUGAAUGACAAGAUGGAUGAGGCUGUCAAGUAUUGUUCGAACAUCCUUGAACCCACCACUAGACUACGAAUACCUCAAUUACGUCAAGGUCAUGGCAGAGCGACAUCGGUACUUCUUUUGGAGAAUCAAAUUUAUGUCGGUUGUAGCAAUGGAGAUUUACUACUUUUCACUGCACUGGAGCAACCAGAGCAGGACAAAAGUCCGGACUAUCCAACGCUUGAUAGUACAGUUGCCACCGCCAAUUCACUGGCUACUCGAUCAGUUCGGUCACUCAAGUCCCAUGCCGAUUCUAGAAACUUAUUUACUGAAAGUCAUGGAUACACGAUGUCUGCUGUGUACAAGAACCUUACCAUCGAUGGCUCAUAUAUUUCAACUAUUCAAUUGCUUCCGAUUCUGAGUCCUCACCCCAACUUACAAAAAACAAUUGUUUUGAUUACCAGCGUAUCUGCCUUAAAGAUCUACGAGCUCGUCGGUAGCCAUACCAACCUAAUAUACUCUCUAGAGGAGACCAAAUUUGCGAAACCCUUGUAUGUUGAGCAUGAUGGGACUCGCAUCUUAAUCAUUGGCUACAGAAAGAAAUUGCUAAUCUUAUCAAUAACGAACAAAUCUCGUAAUGUUUUACAGUUUAGCAAGGUGAAGGAGAUAGCAUUAAAGGAUAGAAUACGAACUAUAAACAGUUACGACGAGAGACACAUUUUAUUAGGGACAGAAAGUGACCACCUUUUGCUCGACCUUGGAAACCUUGAAGUUUGUCUGUUGUCGGGCGAUGGCCACUUGGAACUAUUCGCACAGGCGACUUCAUUCACAUACUUUGGCUUGUCAUCUUCGGAUCCCCUGGUUUGGACUUUACCCACAGAGGGUGACCUGGUGAUAUUCAUCAAAGACACUACUGUUGUCCUAUUUGAUAAGAAUACCGGUGAGAUCUCAACAUCCUCUAUCAAGUUGUCGACAGUCCCGUUAGCUGUUGUAUCCAUUAGCCCAAUGUAUUUGGCGAUAGUAUAUGCAAAAAAAUUGGAGGUAGUGGACUUGAAUGGUUCUGUUGUUCAAAAGUUGCUACAUCACAUAUCCUCUAGCCUGAUAAUUGCAGAUUCUUGUGGCUCAACUGUGAUUUUGGCGUCUGGAACAAGUAUAUUUCAUUUCAAUGUGGUGGCGUACCAGCAGCAGUUGACUCAGUUUUUGAGCGUAAGCGGCAGAAUCAUGGGCUCUUCGAAGCAGCCGGAUAAUGACUUAAGACUCGUUGGUUUAGACAAGGCGAUACAGCUUGUGACCUUAUUGCCAGCUGAGAGUGGUGAAUUUUUCGACACUCUCAAAUCAAAGGAGUUGAAGCUUCGAGAAUUGUUCAAACUCAAAGCAAUCUACUUGUUCAAUGCUUAUUCUAAAUUCCACGAGUCUUUGGUUGAAAUUGGAUCCGAGUGGUUACUCUCUUACCAGGAUAUUCUUGCAUUGUUUCCAGAUUUUCUAAAUGCGGAAGUACGACUAGGUGGUGGUGACGAAAUAGGCACAAAAGACACCCAGUACACAACCGCGCUGAAUCCAGUCAAGCACGUUACGAUAGAAGAUUUGGAAUUGAACCCUUUAAUUGAAUCCGAAUACGAAACUGAUGCAACAACCAGGAAAUCCAUUAAACCAGUAAAAAGGUCAAUCAAGGCUCAAAAUGUUCGCCGAUUUGCCAAAGCUGUUAACAACUUGAUCAUUUUUUUAACAGAGCAAAGACGGAUUUUAUUGCAAUUCCAUGACAAACGAACCAUACAGUGGAAAAAUGUUGAGCUCGAGCCGAUUGAUAUAUAUCCCGUUGUGGAAAAUCAACUAGAGAGUGUUUCCACAAUGAUUGACACUUCAUUAUUUCUUUGCUAUUUCCAUUGCAAGCCUAUGUUACUUGGUCCAUUACUUCGCUUGCCUAACAAUAAGUGCGAUUCCAAGACUGUUCAUCAGUGUUUGAUGAGUAAUGUGCAUAAUCAUAUACAGCAGAGGAACCUCAAACAACCAAACUUCAUCAAGGAGUUGCUUGAUUUCUAUUAUGGACGUGGUUUACACCGUGAAGCCUUGGAAAUGUUGUACAACCUAGCUCACGACGACAAGCAGGUGAGUCAUUCAAAUGAGGAUGACAAUGUUUAUGAUGAUUUCACAAGGAGUUCUGAAUUGACGGUACAGUAUUUGCUGAAGUUGACAAAUGAACAUAUGCUGUUGAUAUUGGAGUACGCAAAGUGGGUCCUUGAUGAAGAUUCGCUGAAUAGCGAAAGGUUGUUUAUGAAUGAUUCGUAUGAAUGUGAAAGUUAUGAUCCGGAAAUGAUUUAUCAAUUUUUUGUCAAGAGAAAGAGCUAUGGAACUGCCAUCAGAUAUCUAGAGUGGCUCUUGUAUGAAAGUGAUGUGAAGGACAAAUUGAAAAGAACUAAACUAUUCAGCACUUUUGAAACAAAGCUUUGUUGCUUGUACUUGAAAGAAAUGAAAGAUGGGGUCAAUGUUGAUGAAUACUACAAAAAGCUCUGCAAAAUUUUGCGUCUGAGUGAAUUUUAUGAUCCGUGGGCGGUGUUGAAAGAUAUUCCCACGACCGAGGAUAAAAUGCUUCGAUUGACCGUGUUUGUUUACAAACGACUCGAAGAGCAUGAAAAGGCAAUUGAUGUGUUGUAUAACCAGUUGAAUGAUUUGGAUGCGGCAAUGAAGUAUUGUGCAGGGAUAUAUGAAAAACCAAAUGGUGCCACAUUGGGUACCGCUUUAUUUCACAAGUUGCUUGAAGAUUUGCUACUUCAAUUCAACGAAAACACCAACGAUAUUGCCACUUUGUUGUCUCAAGAAGGGUCGAAAUUGUCAAUCCACAAGGUCUUUGAACUUCUUCCGCCAUCGUUCCCGUUACAAAAGUUGUCGCCAUAUCUCAUCAAUCAGGUGAAACGCGUUGACGACAAAGUCCACGACUCUCGAAUGUGCUCGCAAUUAUAUAAAGUCGGCUCCACCAAUUUGAAGUACAAGGUCUUGAAUCUACAAGAUGAGGGCUACAAGAUUAACUCUGGUAAACAAAAAUGUUCAAUCUGUAAUGAACGCUUGGGCUUUGGGUAUUAUACCGUGUCGAGCGAUGGCUCGAUUAGUUAUCCAGAUUACAAUAGAGCUCUUCCAAUGUCUAUGCUUGACCUGAAUCCAAUAAUCCACCCGAAUCACCAAAGCCAUCGAUUCAAAUUCGAAACGUUUCUACGAAACGAAUACAAUUUCGGAUUAAAUCCAGAUAGACCAGUAUGCCCGCUAUACAAUCCAUACAACCCUCAAACAUCGUGUCCACUAGGCUCAAACUGUCCCAACAAGCACGUUCCACAGAUGUAUUCCAAUAAAGUUGUCUGCAAGCAUUGGUUACGUGGGUUAUGUAAGAAGGGCGAUCAUUGUGAAUUCUUGCACGAAUACAAUCUACGCAAGAUGCCUGAAUGUUUAUUUUAUUCCAAAAAUGGCUUUUGCACUCAAGGUAGUGAGUGUUUGUAUCAGCAUAUUGACCCACAGCUGAAGAUUCCUGAAUGCAUGAAUUAUAACGCUGGGUUUUGUGCCGAGGGAUCCAAUUGUAAGAACCGUCAUGUUAGAAGAAGUAUAUGUCCUUACUACAUGGCAGGAUUCUGUCCCAAAGGUCCUGAAUGUGAGCAUACUCAUCCGAAAUUUGAUCACCACAAUUUGUACUUGAGGAUAAAACCAGAUCCAAUGUGGGUUAGGGGGGAGAGUGAAGAGGUGGAUGGUGCCACUAGUGAUAGUGUAAAUGCUAAAAUUGAAGCUACAAGUGAUAAUAGAAGUGCAAUAGCUGUAUAG